AUGUCUACUCUUGUCGCCACUGAGUUCUGCCCCGCGUACGCUCCCUUCUUUGGAGUCAUGGGUGCCACCAGCGCCAUUGUCUUCUGCUGCUUUGGAGCUGCCUAUGGUACCGCCAAGUCGGGUGUCGGUCUCACCUCGAUGGGAGUUCUUCGCCCUGACCUGAUCAUCAAGGGAAUUGUCCCCAUUAUUAUGGCCGGUAUUAUCGGUAUUUACGGUCUCGUCGUCUCUGUCCUCAUCGGCAACGGCUUCAAACAGCAGAUGUCGUUGUAUGCUGGAUUUAUUCAGUUGGGCGCCGGUUUGAGUGUUGGAUUGGCUGGUAUGGCUGCUGGUUUCGCUGUCGGUAUUGUCGGAGAUGCUGGAGUCCGUGCCUCUGCCCAACAACCCCGUCUGUUCACAGGAAUGAUUCUCGUGUUGAUUUUCGCUGAGGUCUUGGCCCUGUACGGACUCAUUGUUGCCCUUAUCUUGAACACCAAGGCGUCAACAGCCGAAUGUUAA
Linnemannia hyalina is the source of this 495-nucleotide messenger RNA. The record is from the annotation of a GenBank genome assembly. NCBI's taxonomy places the organism in Eukaryota, Fungi, Mortierellomycota, Mortierellomycetes, Mortierellales, Mortierellaceae.